AUGGUGUCGUCAGAUCAUCGACAUCGACCGACACUGAAGCAGUCCAACAAGGGGUUCAAAUCCAAGCAUGCCUCAAAAGGCUCUCUCAAGACUGCUGCAAAAGGUAAAAUGGGUGGAUCUUCUCAUUCCGGCAAGAACACCAAAAAUCUCGCAUCCAGCUCCAAAAAGGCUAGACUAAACGCGAACACUCAAAAACGAGAUCUGAAGAGGAAAUCUGUUGUAGAAGAUAUGAAAUUCUUUUCGACCAGCAGCGGAGGAGGACAAGUCCCUCGUAUCGUCUCCCUCGUUCCCCUAUUACCCUCCUUGUCACCUCGCACUUUCCUUGCUAAUCUACUUCCAUCUCUUGGCUUGCCCGAGUCUGAACUUGAGGAGAUCUCUUCCACGAUCACUGACAGAGGAACAUAUCUUAUCAGAGCACCACGAUUCAAGACAACCUUGCAAGUCAAUCUGUUGCCACCUCUCUCCCUUUAUCCUACGCUCGAUGCCGCAUUGAUCAGUGAUUAUGUAGUGCUUUUACUGAGCAGUGUCGAUGAGGUACAACUUGAAGGAGAAGCUAUAUUGAGGAGUUUACAAGGUCAAGCUGGUGGUGUAGAGAUGAUAGCUUGUGUUCAGGCUCCCUCGACUAACCCUAUAAAAGCUGAUACACGUCAACUGAUACAUAAAUCCCUUCUUUCAUUCACCAAAUACUUCUUCCCAUCAGUCCCUAAAAUCCACUCAUCGGACUCUCCCAACGAAUCCGCUUUACUGGCUCGAGCUUUCUGUGAAGCAGCACCUGGAGGUACGAAGAGUGAAGAGGGCCGAGCGUUCAUCGUGGCGGAAGGAUCUGAAGCUCUUCGAUGGACCGGAAGUGGUGUGCAAGGAGAAGAUGGUGUAGAGAAGGGACGAUUGGAGAUCAUUGGAACAGUCAGAGGAGGUGCAUUGAGUGCGGACAGAUUAGUACACUUACCAGGGCGAGGAGAUUUCCAGGUUGAAGCGAUCCUCCCCGCACCGCCAUCCUCUUUAGCUCUUGCAAAGCGAGCCCAUCAAUCCAUGUCUGUGGAUACCGCCUCCGAACCCCUUUCCAUACCCACGGAGAACGCCGACGACUUGAUUGCUACCAAUACUCCCGAUUUAAUGGCCAACGAACAGACAUGGCCCACAGAAGAGGAAAUGGGAGGAUCUGAGGCUGCGGCAGAAAGCUCCACCGGAGAAAAGAGGCGUACAAAACGAGUACCCAAGGGUACCAGUGCUUAUCAAGCUGCCUGGAUUUUCGAAGAUGAAGAUGAGGACGACGAAGAUGAUGAGGAUGAGGAAGGAGAUAUGGAUGUGUCAGGGGAUGAACACGUUGCAGACGAUUCUGGCAGGGAGGUUUAUGAUGAUGGAGAAGUCGAAGAAACAGAGGAAAUUGAGCUUGAUGAGAGGAGGGAAGAGGCUCAUAACGACCUUGAUGAGGAGCAGGAGGAGGAACAAUACGAGGCAUAUCUGCGCCAAAGGGAAAAAGCUCAACGAGAUGAUGUGAUGUUCCCCGAUGAGAUUGAUACUCCUCGACACAUUCCCGCUAGAACACGUUUCCAGAGGUAUAGAGGAUUGAAGAGUUUCAGAACUUCGCCUUGGGAUCCAUACGAGAAUCUUCCUGUAGAUUACGCAAAAAUCUUCCAGUUUGAAAACUACGGAGGAACGAAAAAGCGAAUCGAACGGGAUGGUGCUGAGGAGGGCGUCAAGGCUGGAACGAGAGUAAUACUGGUUCUUAAAGACGUCCCGCGAUCGGUCGUGGACGAGAGAGAUAACGCAUUACCAUUUAUCGUCCACGGGCUUCUGCAACAUGAACACAAACAAUCUGUCCUGCACUUUGUUGUGCAGAGAAAUACCGAGUACACAGAACCGGUCAAAGCAAAGGAACCUCUUGUGCUCUGUGUCGGACCACGACGAUACGUCAUCCGUCCAUUAUACUCUCAGCACGUCCGUGGAGGAGGUAAAGGGGUGAACAACGUACACAAAUCAGAGAAAUUCCUGAGACCAGGUGUCGCUACUGUAGCUACUACAUUUGGCCCAAUCUGUUUCGGUAAAACCGCUUGCAUAUUGUUAAAAGACGAAGGAGCAGAUCAAGUCGCAAUGGGAUCAUUCCUCUCCCCAGACCCAACACGUAUCAUCUCAAAGAGAAUAAUCUUGACUGGUCAUCCAUUCAAAGUACACAAGAAAACAGCCACUAUGCGAUACAUGUUCUUCAACAGGGAAGAUAUCGAUUACUUCAAAUCCGUCGAAUUGCAUACUAAAUUCGGCAAAAUCGGUCACAUAAAAGAACCCUUAGGUACUCAUGGUUAUUUCAAGGCUCACUUCGAUGCUCCGAUACAACAAAUGGAUACCGUCUGUAUGAGCUUGUAUAAGAGGCAGUACCCAAAGUGGUCGGAAGAAUUCAAACCGCCUCCUGUGGUGGCUUCUGGCAGGAAGGAAGAGGAGGAGAUGGAUGUAGAAUAG
Molecule: messenger RNA, 2454 nt
Organism: Kwoniella shivajii
Lineage: Eukaryota; Fungi; Basidiomycota; Tremellomycetes; Tremellales; Cryptococcaceae
Exons: 11
Coding region: 1-2454 (817 amino acids)
Biological process (GO): endonucleolytic cleavage of tricistronic rRNA transcript (SSU-rRNA, 5.8S rRNA, LSU-rRNA); maturation of SSU-rRNA from tricistronic rRNA transcript (SSU-rRNA, 5.8S rRNA, LSU-rRNA); ribosome biogenesis
Cellular component (GO): preribosome, small subunit precursor; nucleus
Molecular function (GO): GTPase activity; GTP binding; U3 snoRNA binding
Source: RefSeq, a predicted model, not a curated record